AGCCGCCAGGAGUUACGGCAUGGCCGCCAUGGCAGCUGAUGCUCGUCGCAGCACUUGACGUUUAAUCAGAACAUGUCAUUUUGCAGAUUUCAUUUUCACAAAUGGCAGACUCUUUUUUCGGUUUCGAUACCACGCUCGGAGAUAACAAUUUAGAGGAUGGACUGGAUGGUCCAUUGGAGGAAGAUGAGUUUGAAGAGGAAGAGUACGAUGCCUUGAAUGACGAAACGUUUGGCCCUGAUGCGACUAUUGGUGAUUGGGAGGAAGAUCAUGAAAAGCUUGCCGAAAUUACAGAAUCAAAUCGCCCACAUAAUCAGAAUGCGACAAAUAAAAAGAAUAUUUCUAAUAUAGAUAUCGAGGAUAAUUUAUCACAUUUGGUAUUGGAUAAAGAAGGGAUAGUUCCACGACCUGGUGUAUGGGGUAGCCCUUUGAAUCUAUCUCCUCCAAAAGCUCAACCACGGUUAUCAUUGCCAACUUUAAAAAAUGCUUGUACUGUGGAAGAAUUGGAAAGGGGGCUUGUUGCAAAUAGGCCACCUCCAGGUCUCAGUAAACCACAAACGCAACAACAGCAGAGGAAAUCUGAAGGUUCGCUUCUCUUUGAAGCUUUAUCUUUGAAUGAAAAAUUUCAGGUCAAUGGCCUACCUCCGACACGUUUUCCACCGGGGUUAGGCCUACCUGGAGCCCAUCCUAUAGUUUUGCCCAACAUAAGAGUACCACAUCCUCAAUUGAUGCAACCUCCUAGACUAUUAGGCUUAAUUAAUCAACCAGGCAAUAUGUUACGUUAUCCUCUACCACCGCAUUUAAUGUUAUCACAACCAGUACCAAGGCAACCCCUUCACGGUUCUUAUAAUUUCCCUCAACCACCACAUCCUAACUUAGGAGGCCCACAAUUUCUUCGACCAGAUCAUAUGAUGUCUGCAUUUCCUAAUAAUCAAGCCAAUCAUCAUCAACAACAUCAACAUUCUUACUUAGGAAGUCAGAGAAACCAAAACAGAUCUUACUAUCAUAAUGACCAACAAGUUGGACACCAAGCAUUUUUUAAGAAUAAUCAAUAUCCUCAUCGCAAUCAUGACAGAACUAAUCAGAGAUACUAUCAUCAACAUUAUUCUCAUGGUGUUAAUGGUAAUGCUUCGGGAGAUGAAGUCUCAGGAAAACUUGCUAUAAAAGCUCACGAGAAACAAUGGUUAAUCAAUAUACAACUGUUACAACUUAAUACAAUUCAACCAUAUGUUGAUGAUCAUUAUUAUAUCGUAUUCUGUGAUAAACGGAAUAAGCGACAUGCAAAUCAAGAACAAAAAGAUAAAAAACACCAUAAUAACAAUGGAUAUCAUAGGGAUCAUAGAGAUUGGGAGCCAACGUCUCAAGCUCCUUCAAGAUCAGCAUAUACGCCAGCUCAAUUUGAGAAUUCAUUAGGUAAACUUCAUUGCAGUAGUGUUACUGCACCACGCAAACUUAUAGAUAUGGAUGUUGUAUCAAAUAGCGAUUCUCAGUCUAAUUCUCAAUCACAACAAAAGGAUACUAAAAAAACACGCCAAUUGCUGCUUGAAAUCGAAAGGCUGUAUACAUUGUUAUUCAAACUCGAGGAUCUAAGCAAUCCUCUUGCUUCAAUUCCGGAACCGCAACAACAGCAGGAAGGAGAAGCUGAGACAAAUACGAUUAAAACGGAACCAGAACUAAUUUGCAUAACAUUAUCAUGUUUGCAACAAUUAAUACAAGAUGAUAAGUUAGCUAGUAUGCUAAGUAUUCGAAAAGGAAAGACAUUAUUACUGCGUUUUUUACCUCAUCUGAAUGUGACAGAAUAUAAUAAGCAGUUAAGAGAAUUGUGGACUGCAAUAUUUAAAGGAUUAGCCGUGAUAGGCCGUAGAGAUUGUCAUUUAUUAACGGACUUUUACUCCGAAUUUCGAAGAUGGCUUAAUGCUGUGAAAGAUUUUGAUACAGUACUGCGAUUAGCAAGAGCAUUAUCGGACUCAGCUACUCAUUCUCUUAAAAACAACAGUUUAACUUUUGCUCUUAUGAAUAAGUUUGGUGUGUCUGCAAUAGCAGCAAUGCUCGAGCAAGCAGAACAAUUAUGCGCUACAAACGAUUCCCUGCCUUCUGAAUGGUCAACUUUCAUAGAAACUCUAAUUGAAAUAAUUGGUGGCUCGUCACCCUGCGUUACACCUUGCCAACCGAUUGCUGCAAAUACGCUCAAUAAACAUCUGAAUCGGAUUUCCAGUUUAAAGAUAGAAAGGUAUACAACGCUAACGCGCUUAUUGACUGAAACCAAUCCCUUACGAUAGUCUAACAUUACAAAAGUUAUAUUUGGCAGAUUUUUCCCCUCUUUUCUUUUCAUGUAUGAAA
This is a messenger RNA of Camponotus floridanus (Florida carpenter ant), 2337 nucleotides long. RefSeq names its product protein PAT1 homolog 1 (gene Patr-1). Gene Ontology annotation, biological process: P-body assembly; deadenylation-dependent decapping of nuclear-transcribed mRNA. The record is from RefSeq and is a predicted model, not a curated record. The transcript is spliced from 9 exons. NCBI's taxonomy places the organism in Eukaryota, Metazoa, Arthropoda, Insecta, Hymenoptera, Formicidae. Gene Ontology annotation, cellular component: P-body. Gene Ontology annotation, molecular function: RNA binding. The coding region runs from base 102 to 2276 and encodes 724 amino acids.